CCCGAACCCCGAUGAGACCGUUAAAUCUCUUUCUUGGCCGGCUCAAUAACUUAAACCGGUUUAACAACCUAACUUCAGGGUAUAAAAUAGUGUCAAAUAGUUUUGAGUGUUAAGCUCAAUCCAACUUCCUCUCCCUCUACUUGAUAAUGGGAAAAGCUGAAUCCCCAAACCCAAUCACCCUACUACAUCUCCACCACAUCUCCCCGUCCUUCAUCGACGUGCCACCGCCCUCCGACGAUGUCACUUUCCCGCUCACCUGCUUCGACUUCACCUGGUCCAUCUUCCCGCCCGUCGAGCGCCUCCUCUUCUAUCCCCUCCCGCCCGAAAAUUCCACCGCCGCCUUCUUCACCUCCUCCAUCGUCCCAACCCUAACGCGCUCCCUCGCCGCCGCUCUGUCCCGCUUCCUCCCCAUCGCCGCCUCCCUCACCUGGCCUUACAAUUCGCCAAACCCCUUUCUCCUCUACUCCCCUUCCGCCGCCGUCCCGCUCACCGUCGCCCAAUCCACCGCCGAUUUCAACCACCUCGCCUCCGACAUCGGACAGAUCCGCGACGCCGCCGAAUCGCACCCUUACAUCCCCGUCCUGCCGUCCUCCGACUCGGAGGCCUCGGUUAUCGCGCUCCAGCUCACGCUUUUCCCGGGCCAGGGAUUUUGCGUGGGAAUAACCAGCCACCACGCCGUCCUCGAUGGGAAAUCCACCACUCUCUUCCUCAAGGCCUGGGCCCACUUAUCCAAAUCCAGCGUCACCUCUUGUCCAGAAGAUCUCGUACCGUUUCUGGACCGGUCCGUCGUACCAGAGCCCAAAGGCAUGGGCCUGCAUUACCACAACUCCUGGCCCGGCCCGAGAAGCUUGAAGCUGACCCCGCCGUCUGCUCCCGCGCCCGGCUUGGUACGGGUAACAUUUAUGCUCUCCCAAGACCGAAUCCAGGCGCUGAGGGAAAAGAUUAAAACGGCGCCGUCCGGAACUGAUUAUGAGCUUCGCCUGUCAAGCUUUGUCGUCACGUUCGCCCAUUCCUUGGUCUGCUUGGUGAAAGCCAAACGCCUCGGAGACGAGGACGAAUCAGAGAUCAAUAGGGAAGCGGUGGUUCAUUACGCUUUCAUGGCGGACGUCCGACGCCGACUGAAACCGCCGUUGCCGGCGAACUACCUAGGGAAUUGCGUCUUAAGCGGACCCGAGUUGAUACAGGUGAGACCUCUGCUGGCGGAGGGAGGGAUUGGAUUCGCUGCGGAGAGGAUAAGCAAGAUGAUUGAUCACGUGGAGGGGAAGGAUCAGGUUGUUGGGGGAGACCGCCACGUGUCAACCUUCGCCAAGGAUAGGGAGGCCAGCCGAGGCGUGUUUAUCGGGAUCGCUGGGUCCCCUAGGUUCCACGUGUACGACGCCGAUUUCGGGUGGGGGAAGCCCAAGUGCGUGGAGGUGACGUCGAUAGAUCGGACGGGUGGCAUCUCGCUGGCGGAUUGUAGAAAUGGGAGCCGUGGGAUCGAGGUCGGACUGGCUUUGCCACCGGAUCAGAUGGACAUCUUCCGUUCAGCUUUUGCUGUCUAGUUGUCCUUAAGCUGCUCCCUCGUUGAGUUGCCCUUUCAAUUAUCUUUUUUCCAGAGAGAAUGCAGCCGAGGAGUUUCUUCAUAAUAAUUAUUAAUAAAAAUAGACGACAAGCAUGGAAUUAAACCGUAUCGGAGGUUAGGAGAAGCUGGAAAGAGCUGAAAAAAUCCUUAUCCGCUGCGGGAAGGAUUGGAGUGGCGCCAAAACCCUUAAAUUCAAAUGAAGCCUGGAGUUAGUUUCGUUGCUAAGUCUGUCUGUCUGUCAAUAAACAAUACUGCGUCAUAUGCAGUAUUCCUGUGUCAAUCCAGUAGUUCUGUUUGUUUACAUUUACCUCCUGUAUCUGGUGGGUUAGUUGGUUAACAGCAUUGAACUCAUGUAAUUUGUUAGUAGUCCAAGUUUGUGGGCUACCAUCUAUCUAUUUAAGUUCUUUAACGUUCAUUCAAUAAAAUGUUGGAGAAUGGAAAGUCGGAAAUCACUCGAAGGAAAUCAAGCCAGCUGCAAUAGUUUCCUAAACUGCAAAAAUUACCUUCCUUGAAGAAAUUCAAGUGCAACGG
Linum trigynum is the source of this 2092-nucleotide messenger RNA. Lineage: Eukaryota; Viridiplantae; Streptophyta; Magnoliopsida; Malpighiales; Linaceae. The record is from the annotation of a GenBank genome assembly.